GGCAGUUCCGAAGAUUGUGUGACAUUGCGCUCUUGGAACACGUCCACCUAUAAACAGGUUGGACACCCGUGGACUGGGUACUCCCAGCGUAUCAUCUUGAACUUAACGGGAACCCUUCUCGCAUCAGCAUCGGGAUUUAACGACGGCACCGUUCGCCUGUGGGACUUUCGCACAAAAACAGAAGUUGCCCGAUUUCAGCACCCACACCCACACGAACUGUUCUUUCUGGCAUUUUCAGUGGAUGGACGCUUUCUAUUCAGUGCUGGGGCCAACAAGAAAAUCUUGCAAUGGAAGAUACCGGACGACGUUCUCACGGCAGCGGGCAUUGAUCCUCUGGCUGAGGAGAACAACGAGGUUGAUCCUUCACGAGGCAAGCAAAAGAAUCCAAAUCGCUUCAAUAUUAAUUCGGAGAUUCCUGGCCAGCGCCGCAAUAAACCAGGGAACUACCAGCCCAUCGACAGGUCGCACACACGGACUACUCACUCUGCAUUUUUUGAGCGCGCCGGAGCAGAACGCCCUGACCCUUCAUCCACUCGCUUGCAUGGUGUCAGAACCUUUUUCGAUCGCAUUCAGCCGUCAUCAGACAAGAAAGGGAAGCAAAAUGAGCAUAAACCGAAGCGGGAUGCUGCGGUUGUUGAUGUUCCUCUCGGACAAGCCACAUACGUUUGUUGUUUGCAAUUCUAUUGGGCUCGCAAGAUCUGACAAUGUCCUUCGUUAGGGUGACGUUGUCGGUGUGGAUGACGGACGACGA
Messenger RNA from Suillus paluster, 751 nucleotides. RefSeq lists its product as uncharacterized. The transcript is spliced from 4 exons. The annotation marks the transcript as partial. The record is from RefSeq and is a predicted model, not a curated record. Gene Ontology annotation, molecular function: protein binding. NCBI's taxonomy places the organism in Eukaryota, Fungi, Basidiomycota, Agaricomycetes, Boletales, Suillaceae.